CCCCCCCCCCCCCCCCCCCCCCCAUACCAUCUUCUCCAACUAGUGGGGCAUCAACCCUCCUCCACACGUUCAGCAACCAAGACCCUCAUAGCCUUCAUAACAACCCGCGGGCAUCUCCUACCCCUUGUCCGACAGCCAACCCGACAAGAUGGCUGGCGUCCAACCGCCAAUAUUAGGCCAAGCAGCACCCACUUCCAAAGUGUUAUGGAACCAGAUACUCUUCCUCGCCACCGGUCUGCUCUCUACCCUGGGAAUACAGAAACUGCAUUAUAUGGGUGCUGCAGACGGAAAAUCGAUGUUGACAGUCCUCACCACGUACAUUGGUAUGAUAGCCAUUAUUCUCAUCCCGGCACCCAAGUCUGAGAAGCGGAGGCUUUCAGUGUCUUCAGUCGAGCACCCUAAAGUGCUUUUGGUCGCUGUUAUGGAUGUGCUGGGGAACCUGGUGCUGACCAUUGGACAGUUCUCUGUUGGAAGCGGGGUAAGAGACGAGAGCGCAGAGACUCGUCGGACUUGGGGAUUUGAAAGGGGCGAAUCGACCAUGCACUUGGAAUCACGCACCCUAACCGCUGUCUCUUGUCGGGCGGAUACACAGCUUUACCAAGUCAUCUACGCAUCCAUGGUAGUCUUCACAGCCCUCUUCAGCUGGCUCUUCCUUCGCCGGUCAUUGAACCUGGGACAAGUAGUCGGCGUGCUAGUGAUCACAUUCGGGCUCUCAAUCAACGCGCUGGAUAAGCCGCGGGAGGAGGAGGGGGAACAUGAUCCGUCAGAAACGCAGCCACUCCUAGGCUUCCUGAUAACCCUUACCGGAACCUGCAUCUACUCCGGCGUCUACACCCUAAACGACUACAUGAUCACCUCCUCCCCACACCCCUCCUCCCCGCGCCAACAAUGUUUCUGGCUCGGCACCUACAGCACCCUCAUCUGCUUCACCGUGAUGGGGUUCAUGUCCCUCCCGACGCUGCGCGCGAUGCCGCUGAACGAUUCAGGCGUGAUAAGCCUGUACGCGGCGCUGUGCGUGAGCUCGCUGGCGCAUAACGUGACGUAUUUCCAGCUGUUGGAGAGCACGGGGGCGGUUGCUACUGGCGUGAUCCAAGCCCUCCGCGCCGUCCUCGUCUUCACCCUCAGCGACUACUUCUUCUGCGCCCAGGACGCGCACCAAUGCUUCACGACCGUCAAAGGCUGCGCGACUUUCGUCGUCGUGCUCGGCGUGCUCGCGUUCGCUUCAUCGAAACGAAAGCAUGUGGAUGCCGUGUCUCCGGCGACCGCGGUCGGCGGAGGGGGCGGAGGGAGCUAUGAGAAAUUGGAGCCGGGGAAGGGCUUUUUGGCGAGGAGUGAGAUGGUCAAGGUUUUGAAGGCGUAGGGCCAUUCCGGCGCCGCGUCUCAGUUCGGCAUGUAUUGCCACUACCGUGGCUCGACAGGGAUGGUGGUACCCAGUAAUUUUGAUGGAACUCGGCGGGGGUAGAAUUUGACCUUUGAUAUUUAAGCGGGGUUUUGGGACGGAUGAUGGAGGGGGGGGGGACCUUGUGCUUUCUGACUUGUGCACAAUAUAUACCUAAUGGAUUCGCACAUUGACCAGCCUUGUCUACACGAUCAUGCGAUCGCGUAACGAAAAAGUCCCGAUGCAUUACGCCGUGUUUCUAUCGAUAUAACACGGGGGAACCGUCGGUACACUAUCCAAACCGCGAGUCCCCCAACAAUCCCGUCCCGCCUCUACCUACACGUCUAACCCCCCUUCAACCAUUUCCCUCACCCUCGCCCCCACCU
Molecule: messenger RNA, 1764 nt
Organism: Fimicolochytrium jonesii
Lineage: Eukaryota; Fungi; Chytridiomycota; Chytridiomycetes; Spizellomycetales; Powellomycetaceae
Exons: 6
Coding region: 149-1360 (403 amino acids)
Biological process (GO): pyrimidine nucleotide-sugar transmembrane transport
Cellular component (GO): Golgi membrane
Molecular function (GO): pyrimidine nucleotide-sugar transmembrane transporter activity
Source: RefSeq, a predicted model, not a curated record